Oldenlandia corymbosa var. corymbosa is the source of this 1970-nucleotide messenger RNA. NCBI's taxonomy places the organism in Eukaryota, Viridiplantae, Streptophyta, Magnoliopsida, Gentianales, Rubiaceae. The record is from the annotation of a GenBank genome assembly.
CUUUUAUUUGUAGGACAAGGUUGGGCAAUUGGUAUAUUUGUUCAACGUGUGAUAUCAGCAAUCACUAAUUCACUCGCUAUAAAAUGAAGAAAAAGAACGCAAACUAACUCCAUCACUAAAAACACAAACUCUAAAUACCAAAAGUCUCCGUCAACGCUUUCUUCUCACAUCCUAAUUAAUUCAUGGGCCUCCUCCAUAGCAUUUUUGUUCUCAUUUUAUUCUUGAUUCCUUUAGUUUAUCAUCUCCGGCAAAGGAAGAAGCAAAAGCUAUGGCCGCCAAGUCCGCCGGCUCUUCCGAUCUUAGGCCAUCUCCACCUCCUUAAACCCACCCCUCAUAUAGCUCUACAAAAACUCCUCACCAAAUAUGGCCCUUUAAUUUCCCUCCGUUUUGGAGUUUGCCCAGUUCUCAUUGUUUCUUCUCCAUCUCUGGCAGAGGAAUGCUUCACCAAGACUAACGAUAUCAUUUUCGCAAACCGGCCGGAUUCCACCUCCGGCAGAAUCCUAGGCUAUAACAAUACCACCCUUAUACUCGCACCUUACGGAGUUCACUGGCGGAAUCUCCGCCGUAUAACCACCAUUCAUGUGUUUUCUUCGAUUAGUCUUCACCGUUUCUCCUCUGUUUGGACAGAGGAGAUCCGUUUCGCGAUCGAGAAACUACUCCCGGCCGGAAGUAGUUCCGAUUGUGAAGGUACCGAAAGGAGCUGGAAAGCUGUGAACUUGAAUACUCUGUUUAAGAAACUGAUGCUGAAUGUUAUAAUGAAAAUGGUGGCCGGAAAGAGAUGGCCGUCCGAUCAGCCAGCCGAUUCGUUUAUCCCGCAGCAGGUCUCAAAUCUGUGUGACUAUAUUCCUAUUUUGAAGUGGAUCGGAUACGGAGGAUUGAAGAAGAAUGUGCUCAAAAUACUCGAGGACAGGGACAAUUUUGUACAGAGUCUAAUUGAUGAAGCUCGAUUAGCCCAGGAAUCGAAGGACGGUUCAUCUUCAUUUGGGAUCAAAACAGUUACUCAGACUUUGCUGUCUUUGCAAAAAGAAGAUCCUGAUUACUACACUGAUGAUAUUCUCAAAGGAAUCAUGAUAACUAUGUUCGCUGCCGGGACGCAUACUUCGGGUCUGACAAUGGAAUGGGCAAUGUCGUAUAUGUUAAAUCACCCUGAGGUACUGGAAAAAGCAAAGAAUGAACUACAAAACAACAUCAACAUGAAGCCAGGGGGUCUCAUAACGGAUGCGGAUCUCGCGAAAUUACCUUAUUUGCGUUGCAUUAUCAACGAAACACUCCGGCUUUCACCUCCAGCGCCAACUCUUGUUCCGCAUUACUCAUCCGACGAUUGUACAAUCGGAGGAUUCAGAAUCCGUAAGGGCACGACGCUGAUGGUAAACGCUUGGGCUAUCCAUAGGGAUCCAGAUGUUUGGGAAGAACCCGAAAAAUUUAUUCCGGAGAGAUUUGAAGGACUUGAUGAUCAUGGAGGAGUUAUUCAUGAAGGCUCCUCCAAAUUUCUACCAUUUGGUAAAGGGAGAAGAGCUUGUCCCGGAGCUGCUAUGGCGAUGAGAUUGGUCGGGAUGUCAUUGGCCGCUUUGAUUCAGGGCUUUGAAUGGAAAAGAGUUGGGACGGAAAUGGUGGAUUUGGAAGAAAAAGUUAUCACUACGUUGGGCAAAUCCAAACCUUUGGAGGCACUCUACAGGCCUCGUCAAUUAGUGAAUGGAUGAAGAUUCAAGAUUGAAUAGUUUAGUGCAUUUCUCUAUAUUUCCAUCCAUCAUGAAGUGCUCUGUUGAAUAUUGUACAUACGAAAACAAUAUACACUAGAUGUUAUAUUUUUAUAAAUUACUUAUAAAAUAUCUUUAAAAAAAUCACAUGUAUAUAAAUCAUAAUCAGUGUAAUAAUAAUUGCUAAAAAUUUGAACAAACAAAAAUGUAAUGACAUGAUCACAUGAUAAAUGAAAGAGAAUUUCUUUUUUACACUAUAAAUGUGCAUGAUAC